UCCCGCGUGGCGUGGCGGGGGGGAGACCCCGCGCCGGGGACGAGGAGCUGGCCCGGAUUUGGCGCUUCUGGAGGGACAGCGGGGAGCGAGCGUCUCCCUGCGCCGCCAGCCCCAUUUGGGGGGGGGGGAGCCCCUCGCCGCCUGGCUGGGCUGGGAGCCGUUUCUCGCUGCGGCGACCGUGGCUCUGUCCACUCCCCCCGCCCCGGCCGUUGUAGGCUCGGGAUAAACGCGGUGCCGGGGGAGGUCCCGGGGGACCCGCUCCCCUCCCGUGCGCUGCCGCCCCGCGCUGGGGGGGAAGGAUGCUGCUGCUGCCGGGAGCGCUCUGGCCUCGGGAGCCUCCCGGGACGCGGCCAAGGGCUUGUCAGUCAAACAACCCUCAGGACCUCUGCGUCUCGGCGCUGCGCUCUGCCAGGGCUGCUCCCCGGGAAGCCAGCUCGUUGCCGCGGAGGCAGGCGGAGUGUGGGGUUUGGCGCAGGUUUUUGUGAUGGCUGAAAAGUCGGGUUCAUGGUAGCCGUAAAGGUGAGGCCGACGCGCUGCCGGUCUCUCUAAAAUAGUCCUUCGUUUUCCCCAAGGAAAGAUGCACUGCGCUCGUGUAGAAGGUCACUUCAGUUACCGAGCUUGUCUCCAAGCCUUCGCGUUUCUGGGGAUAAUGCAUUCGUGUGAAGGGGAGCUUUGUGGAGCAAGCAGCCAAGUGCAACCUUCAGGCCUCACACUUGAAUUCUUUUGUUAUGUCUGAGUCACUGACAUAGUUGGGGGCUGGAAACCCCUUUGCUGAGGCCCUGGAUGCUGAGUCUCAUUUGAGAGAUUUUCAGAAGUUUUCAGGUCAGAAUAUCAUGGACAGAAAAUAGUUUGGAUAAUGUGUUUCUCUAGUAUUUCUCCAGUAUUUCAGUAUUAAUAAUGGAUAAGUGUAAGCACAUAGGGCGACUGCGGCUUGCCCAAGACCAUUCCAUCCUGAACCCUCAAAAAUGGCAUUGCGUGGACUGCAAUACUACCGAAUCUGUCUGGGCAUGCCUUAGCUGCUCACAUGUUGCGUGUGGAAGGUACAUUGAAGAGCAUGCACUAAAGCACUUUCAGGAAAGUAGCCAUCCAGUGGCAUUGGAAGUGAAUGAGCUGUAUGUUUUCUGUUACCUUUGUGAUGACUAUGUUCUUAAUGAUAAUGCAACUGGUGACUUAAAACUAUUGCGAAGUACAUUAAGUGCAAUCAAGAGCCAAAACUAUGACUGCACUACCCGUAGUGGCAGGACUUUGCGAUCUAUGGGUACAAGUGAUGACUCUUACCUUUCACACAAUGGUGCCCAAGCCUUGCUUCGAAAUGAAGACCGCAUGUUCACGGCUCUGUGGCACAGAAGGCGUGCGUUAAUAGGCAAAGUGUUCAGAUCAUGGUUUGAGCUAACACCUAGUGGGGAAAGGAUUUUGGAAGAAGAGAGGCGCCAGGAGGAGGCAGAGGAAAGAAGGGACAAAGCUAGGAAAAGAAGACAAGAGCGAAAGCGUCAGUUGAAAGUAGAGAUGGAAAACAUGCCUCCAAGGAAGAGUUCUCGUUUACAAAAUCAAAAUAAAAUAUCCUCAAAAGUAUCACCCUGUUUACAAAAAUUACCACAAAAUUUGUCCUCUCCUGCAGAGCUGAAAGUAACUUCUACCUCAGAUGAAGUAAGAUUGAAAAAAAUUGGUGAUUCUCCAAUUAAGCGAAGGCCUACAGUGACUCCUGGUGUAACAGGACUGAGAAACUUGGGAAAUACAUGCUAUAUGAACUCUAUUCUGCAAGUAUUGAGUCAUUUGCUUAUUUUUCGGGAAUGUUUUUUAAAGCUUGAUCUGAACCAAACUCAAGAGUUGCUGGCAACAGCAGCCAAUGAAAAAACAAGAUCCUCUUCUAAGCACCCUCCAAUUACUGGUUCUGCAUUUUGUGUGAAUGAGAACCAAAUGAAGGUAAAAGGAUCAUCUUCCAUGAGACGACCCAGUUUAUCAUCCGGACUAAGUGGAGGGGCAUCAAAAAGUAGAAAUAUGGAGCUUAUUCAGCCCAGGGAGCCAAGCUCAAAGCACAUUUCUCUGUGUCAUGAGCUACAUACUCUGUUCCAAGUUAUGUGGUCUGGCAAGUGGGCAUUGGUGUCUCCUUUUGCCAUGCUCCAUUCUGUGUGGAGACUAAUCCCAGCCUUCCGAGGUUAUGCCCAACAAGAUGCUCAGGAAUUCCUCUGUGAACUUUUGGAUAAAGUACAGCAGGAACUGGAGACAACUGGGACCAGAUACCCAGCUCUCAUCCCCACUUCUCAAAGGAAACUUAUCAAACAGGUUCUGAAUGUGGUCAAUACCAUUUUUCAUGGACAGCUUUUAAGUCAGGUUACAUGUCUUGCGUGUGACAAUAAAUCAAAUACUAUAGAAUCCUUCUGGGAUCUGUCGCUGGAAUUUCCUGAGAGGUAUCAUUGCAAUGGGAAGGAGAUGGCUUCUCAGUAUCCAUGCCUGCUGACAGAAAUGUUGGCCAAGUUUACAGAGACGGAAGCUUUAGAAGGAAAGAUAUAUGCGUGUGAUCAGUGCAACACAAAACGCAGGAAAUUUUCUUCCAAACCAGUUAUACUUACAGAAGCCCAGAAACAGCUUAUGGUGUGUCGACUACCUCAAGUGCUGAGACUACACCUUAAACGGUUCAGGUGGUCGGGACGCAAUCAUCGUGAGAAGAUUGGAGUACAUGUUAGCUUUGAUCAGAUAUUAAAUAUGGAGCCUUAUUGCUGCCGGGAGUCCCUGAAGUCCCUCUUACCUGAUUGCUUUAUCUAUGACUUGUCUGCUGUGAUUAUGCAUCAUGGGAAAGGAUUUGGUUCAGGGCACUACACUGCCUACUGCUAUAAUUCAGAAGGAGGAUUCUGGGCACACUGCAAUGAUUCCAUACUCAACAUGUGCACUAUGGAAGAAGUAUGCAAGGCUCAAGCCUACAUCUUGUUUUACAGCCAGCGAGUUACUCAGGCAAACAAACACUGUAGAAUAUCAUUUCCUAGCUCACCAUCUGAAAACCAGCAGUGUACUGAAUUUGUUGACUGUUCAAGUGAAAACAGUAGCAGCUAAUCCAAAGCCAAUUUACUGUGUACAGUAAAAGUUGACUUGUCAACUUUUAUGCGUAUUUUUAAAGAGAAAAUGCAAGUACAAAUUGUAUUUUUUUACUUGUGAAUCAAUGUACAUUGUUUAUACACUUUUGUAUUAGCUAAAGUAAGCACUCUUAAGUGUUAGUAUAAAUUUAUAUGGAUGGUAGGUAACUUUCAAAGUACCUAGAAUUGCUUUACAACUUUUUUUAAAAAAAAUUUCCCUUUGAAUUUUUAACUCUUACCUCAGGCUGUUUUUCAGCACUGUUUUUAUAUUUUGAUAAUCUGAUUUGGUUUAGAAAAAAAUACUCUCGAUGGACAGCUGAUGUCUGUAUAAUUUUCGUUAACUUUCUACAUGUGUAUGUUUUUAUAGUAUAAUUUUAUAGCAUCUAUUGAUUCUUACUGUCUCUGGGAAUCAGUCUUCACAGAAUAUGAAGGUGCACUAACAAAGAAAGCCUCUAUUAAAUGUCAAGUAAUAAACUUUUCUUCAGGGGGGGAGGGAUUUUUUUUCCUGAAUGUCCUUCAAGUGAUGGAUAAGCUAGACUCAGAUCUACAAAACUGCUACUGAACGCUGAACGUGCACAUGGGUGUGUCCAUCUGCUGCCUAAGCCCUAGAGCAAUUCACAAACUAAGAAUGAGAGGCAGUUGGCUGCCUAAAUGGCAUAGUCAGAGGCCACCUACCAGAUUCAAAAAUGGGGGGGAGGGAGGAGACAGGUGGUAGUGCCCACCUUAUAACUUGUAACCUGGGCUUAGAGCACUUGUGAGAUGUGAGACACCCAGGCUCAGUUCUCCAUUCUGCCUGAAGAGGAAAAAGGAUAUGAACAGAGAGUUUUCUACCUUCCAGGUGACUUCUCACCACUGAGCUGUGGAAUUAUGGGAUGGAGCUGCUCCCUCCUGUUAUUGUUCCACUAGGUGUAAAUAAGGAAAGAAUGAUUGGAGCAGAGGGACUGGACUGGACCAACAGUCUCCCAGCUCAGUGCCCAAACCCCUGGUCUACAGACUCAUCCAAUGAGGAUAAAUAUUGGCAGAGAGUGGGGAAUUAAACUUGGGUUGCUCACAUCCCAGACAAAUACCCUAACCACCUAAAACUUUAAGGUAGCUACCCCCAGCAGCAAUCAUUUUGUGUGGAGUGAGGCAGGCACCUAACUCAUUUCCCUCAAAAAGUUUCUUAGGUUCCUAAGUCAGCUGCCUCCAGGCAGCAGGUUCCCCUUUGUGGAUUGCAAAGCAGUGCCUAUCUCUAAGAGGAGCAGGGCUUAGUAUACACCCAUCUGGGCAGCACCUACCAUGCUGGCUUUUGAGGAUCCGUGUUAUGGUUUUCUAGGUAUCUAACUGUUAGGCACUGUAAUGCUAGGCAUUGCAACAGCCAAGUGCCUUUGUGACUCCCACCUGUAGUCACUGUUUUUCCCCAGUGGUGCCUAUGGAGCUAUACAGAAAGGAAAAAAAGAUUAUAGUGUUUUAUUUGUGAAAUGUCCAGAGGAAAACAAUAGCAUAUGUGCUUAGUUACAUGUCAGUGCAUUAGUGAUAGAAAAAUGUAAUAGAGCACAAAUGAGGGCUAGGAGAUAAAACAUGAAGGUUACUUAUUUUACAUCUGUGAUGCUAAACCUAAAGUGUUAAUUGGGUUGCUACUCUUGGGGAAAUUCCUUAGCUACCAAAAAGAUUUCUCUUGCCAAACUGGAAAACGUGAGCCUAGUUCCUUAGAAAGGUAGCAUUCCUUCAGUAAUCUCUAGCACACAUGAAUAAAGCACCAUAGUUAGUUGAGCAAAACAGGUUGCAUAAAACACAACUGGAGCCUCUUUAAAUUUGGAUGUGUUGUGGGAGCCACACCUGCCAUACUUACUGCUCCUUUAUUUCUAAACUAGUAUUAACAGAGAAUUCACCUCUUCCUCAUUGCCUAAAAAACUGAAUAUUUCCCCACCAAUUGUAGGUAAUGCCAAAAUUGUAACGAUUAGUUUAAGUUGGUGUGAAGUGGUUUUUUUCCCAUAAAAACCUAUGCAAAUUACCUCAGUUCUUGGAAAAUUAUACCUCAAUAAAACACUGUGUGGACUAACA
Molecule: messenger RNA, 5111 nt
Organism: Caretta caretta (loggerhead turtle)
Lineage: Eukaryota; Metazoa; Chordata; Testudines; Cheloniidae
Gene: USP44
Product: ubiquitin specific peptidase 44
Biological process (GO): protein deubiquitination
Molecular function (GO): cysteine-type deubiquitinase activity; zinc ion binding
Source: RefSeq, a predicted model, not a curated record